Molecule: messenger RNA, 1115 nt
Organism: Calidris pugnax (ruff)
Lineage: Eukaryota; Metazoa; Chordata; Aves; Charadriiformes; Scolopacidae
Product: syntenin-2-like
Exons: 6
Coding region: 10-762 (250 amino acids)
Cellular component (GO): plasma membrane; cytoplasm
Molecular function (GO): protein binding
Source: RefSeq, a predicted model, not a curated record
GCACCACCCAUGCUGUACCCCAACCUGGCUGAGCUGGAGAACUACAUGGGACUUGCUCUCUCUAGCGAAGAGAUCCAGAAGAACCUGCUCCCGGAUGACAGCACCGCACUGACCCCCGCUGGGACCUCCCCAGGCCAGCUGGUCGCCCCCCUGAGCGGGAAUAACGCGGGGCUGCGGCGGGCAGAGAUCAAGCCGGGCGUGCGGGAGAUCCACCUCUGCAAGGACGAGCGGGGCAAGACGGGGGUGCAGCUGAAAAACGUCGACCAGGGCAUCUUCGUGCAACUGGUGAAGGCCAACUCGCCGGCGUCGCUGGUGGGGCUGCGCUUUGGUGACCAGAUCCUGCAGAUCAACGGCAAGAACUGCACGGGCUGGAGCAGUGACAAGGCGCAGCGGGUGCUGAAGAAGGCGUCCCCAGAGAAAAUCGUCAUGGUGGUGCGGGACAGGCCUUUCCAACGCACCGUCACCGUGCACAAGGACAGCACUGGCCACGUCGGCAUCGUGGUCAAGAAGGGGAAAAUCGUGUCGCUGGCCAAGGACAGCUCUGCCGCCCGCAACGGCCUCCUCACCCACCACUACAUCUGCGAGGUGAACGGCCAGAAUGUCAUCGGCAUGAAGGAUAAGCAGCUCAUGGAGGUGCUGGCAGGGGCCGGGAACGUGGUGACACUGACCAUCAUCCCCACCGUGAUCUACGAGCACAUGGUCAAACGGCUCUCGGCGGGGCUGGUGAAGUCCACCAUGGACCACUCCAUCCCUGACCUCUGAGGUGAUUGCUGCCAUCCCGGGGGGCCAACACCAGCGUGGGCAGCCCCCGUGGCCAAGCCUGCACGUGCUCCUGGAAGCUUGGGGGGGACUGCUGAAGCUCCCCCCCGCAGCGUCCCCAAAUGAAGUUGUUUUAGCACAAGAGCUCUCAUCCCUACAAAGGCUGGUGGCUGCGGGGAGGAGCAGGGGGACCACCAGCUCAUGAUGUCCCACGUGUUCCCCUGGCCCUCUCAUCAGCAGGGACGCGACACGACCCCCCUCUUCCUGGGGUCCCCGUGUCCCCCUGUGUCCCCGCUCAGGCCAGCCCCCCUCGGGGCGGACGCCAAAGGCUGGCUCCAGCCAAAGCAGACACAGAC